AUGACCUCCAAAGAAAACCACUUGGAUGGGCUCGCCCUCUUUCAGAAGCUCCCAUACCAUUGCACUCUGUACUUUACAGGUCAGCAGGUCCUGGGCUUGGUCGAGAACCAGAGUGACUGGUACCUUGGAAACCUGUGGAAAAAUCACCGCCCUUGGCCUGCCCUUGGCAGGGGCUACAACACAGGAGUGAUCCUGCUGCUUCUGGAUAAGCUGCGGAAGAUGAAAUGGGAGCAGAUGUGGCGGCUGACUGCAGAGAGAGAGCUGAUGGGCAUGCUCUCCACAUCCUUAGCUGACCAGGAUAUUUUCAACGCUGUCAUUAAACAGAACCCCUUCCUCGUGUAUCAGCUCCCCUGCUUCUGGAACGUGCAGCUGUCGGACCAUACCCGCUCCGAGCAGUGCUACAGAGAUGUGUCUGAUCUAAAGGUCAUUCACUGGAACUCCCCCAAGAAGCUGCGGGUGAAGAACAAGCACGUGGAGUUUUUCCGCAACCUCUACCUGACCUUCCUGGAGUACGACGGGAAUCUCCUGAGGCGGGAGCUCUUCGGCUGCCCCAGCGAGGCUGAUGUCAACAGUGAGAACCUCCAGAAGCAGCUCUCCGAGCUGGAUGAGGACGACCUGUGUUACGAGUUCCGGCGAGAGCGGUUCACCGUCCACCGAACCCACCUGUACUUCCUGCACUACGAGUACGAGCCCGCUUCAGACAACACGGACGUCACCCUGGUCGCCCAGCUGUCCAUGGACAGGCUCCAGAUGCUCGAGGCCAUCUGCAAGCACUGGGAGGGGCCUGUCAGCCUGGCCCUCUACCUGUCCGAUGCCGAGGCCCAGCAGUUCCUCCGCUACGCACAGGGCUCCGAGGUGCUCAUGAGCCGCCACAACGUAGCCUACCACAUUGUGUACAAGGAGGGCCAGUUCUACCCCGUGAACUUGCUGCGCAACGUGGCCAUGAAGCAUGCCGGGACCCCCUACGCCUUCCUGUCCGACAUCGACUUCCUGCCCAUGUAUGGGCUCUACGAGUACCUCAGGAAGUCCGUCGUCCAGCUCGACCUCGCCAACACCAAGAAGGCAAUGAUCAUCCCCGCCUUCGAAACGCUGCGCUACCGGCUCUCUUUCCCCAAGUCGAAGGCGGAGCUGCUGUCGAUGCUGGACAUGGGGACCCUCUUCACAUUCAGGUACCACGUCUGGACAAAGGGCCAUGCGCCCACAAACUUCGCCAAGUGGCGGACUGCCACCACGCCUUACCGGGUCGAGUGGGAGGCUGAUUUCGAGCCCUAUGUUGUCGUGAGGCGGGACUGCCCUGAGUAUGACCGGAGGUUUGUGGGCUUUGGUUGGAACAAGGUGGCUCAUAUCAUGGAACUGGAUGCGCAGGAAUACGAAUUCACUGUGCUGCCCAAUGCCUACAUGAUCCACAUGCCUCAUGCCCCCAGCUUCGACAUCACCAAGUUCCGGUCCAACAAGCAAUACCGCAUCUGUCUCAAAACCCUGAAGGAGGAGUUUCAGCAGGACAUGUCCCGCCGCUAUGGCUUUGCCGCCCUCAAAUAUCUCACGGCCGAGAACAACAGCUAGCACCGAGAAGCCCACCCCUGGGAAGGCAUCCUGCAGGCAGAGAGCCACGUGCUGUUUGGGGCCCAGCCUUCAAACUCAAAAUUGAGCGAUGCUUUUUUGGAUUGUAUUCAUUUGUCUCUUUGGCCCCACAAAGCUGCCCACACCACGGGGACCUGGAAUGAGGAUCCGGCUGGCCUCCCUCUGCCCCGGGACCCGGCGCUCCCCGAGUGUGGCAUCUAUGCAGUCUCUUCGAGAACAGGGCACAGAGAAGGGAGAGGGAGCAAAGGGCUCGUCCUACCACAAAGCCACAGACCCCAUAGGUCUUUAGGGUGUCCCCAUGUUUUGUAAGACAGGGAAGGCAGGGUGCUGCCGGUUAGCGGUCCCAGGAAACGAAAGCAAUCACGCGUCUUCAUUCGGAGGAAUAUUCGUUCUUGCCUGUAAUCCAGCUGGGUACCCCAGGGGAGGGCGCACCGAUGUUCUGAGCCAGCCAUCUGGAGAAAACCCGGUGGGGGACAUUUUACCUGGCAGGACCUGCUGGGGGGUUGGUUGGUCCUUUCUCCUCAAGGUCACUCUUGUUUUAUUUAGAUUUAUUUUUGUUUGGGGGGAUUUUGUUGGUUUGUUUUUGGUCCUGGAACAUCUGGUCUUUUAAGGCUCUGAAGGAAAAUGAGCUGCCUCAGCUACCAUCCCUUUAUCAGCAGUGGCCCAGCAGGGGCGACGAGAGUUUUCGGCCGGUACUUACACAGGGCCGCCUUCUUCAGGGUUACCACUGAGGCCCCCAUGACCUCAACUUCCCGCUGUCCCGAAUCCAGGGGCCAAGAUGGGGAUGCAGAAAUACCAAGAUCAACUGACAUAGCCGGUCCCGUUUCCCUAGUGGUGACUAGGCAUGGGGAGAGGGCGUGGAAGAGACUGUUUCACUGCACAUGAAGGGUACGAACCUCUUGGGCCUUUGCAAGAACUUGAAUCAUUCAUGCGAGCCCGGCUCUGAAGAGCCACGUGCCCAUUUGGAGCCCUUUGGAAAGAAUGCGUUGGUUCCUGCCCACUUCACUGUGGUGGGGAUGGGGUCCUGACUCCAGGCUCCCUCCGAGACCUGUCCAGAGGAUAGGCGAGUACGUUCACGGCAACACAGAUUGAGGAAACACUGGACUUUUGACCCAUUUUCUGGAAUCUCCAAUAUUAAUGUUGUGUUUACACGGAUGAGAGCAAGAGUCAGUGCCCUACGGUCUGCUGGGCUGUUUGUAUUGAGUUGCAAUGUGACCAGCGAACGCUGCAUUAAAUAAAUGAAAGUGCGGACUAUU
Manis javanica (Malayan pangolin) is the source of this 2837-nucleotide messenger RNA. The record is from RefSeq and is a predicted model, not a curated record. Lineage: Eukaryota; Metazoa; Chordata; Mammalia; Pholidota; Manidae.